This is a messenger RNA of Trichoplusia ni (cabbage looper), 438 nucleotides long. RefSeq lists its product as uncharacterized. The record is from RefSeq and is a predicted model, not a curated record. The coding region runs from base 1 to 438 and encodes 145 amino acids. The transcript has 4 exons. Lineage: Eukaryota; Metazoa; Arthropoda; Insecta; Lepidoptera; Noctuidae.
AUGGAUCGCUUCGACACCGAGCUAUUCAUCGAUGAGGUGGAAAAGAGACCUGCUUUGUGGGACAUCCAAUGUGCAGAAUAUUCCAAUAAAAUUAUUAGAAACGGAGCUUGGCAGGAGCUGGUGGAGAUUUUUGGAGAAAAUGAGGAUUCUUUGGAAAAAAAGGUUCUUUUUGGUGUAACAUUACAAAAAAAGUGGAAGAAUAUACGGGAUGCUUAUAAUAAGGAAUUCAAGAAAGGCAAAUCAAUUCCUUCUGGUUCUGGUGCAUUACCCAAUAAAAGGAAGAAGACUAAAAUUACUUCAGAAGAGCGAUUGGCUGACAUAUUAGAAAAUAGCAUUGAAUCAAGGGAUAAAAUACAGAGACAAUUACAAGAAAGUAAUACAGAAAGGGCAGAAAUUACCAGCGCCUAUUCAUAUCACGAGCCAGCAGAACACGCCUAA